Messenger RNA from Hyla sarda, 1443 nucleotides. RefSeq names its product calcium voltage-gated channel auxiliary subunit gamma 1 (gene CACNG1). Gene Ontology annotation, biological process: calcium ion transmembrane transport; regulation of calcium ion transmembrane transport via high voltage-gated calcium channel. The record is from RefSeq and is a predicted model, not a curated record. The coding region runs from base 1 to 681 and encodes 226 amino acids. Gene Ontology annotation, molecular function: calcium channel regulator activity; voltage-gated calcium channel activity. Gene Ontology annotation, cellular component: membrane; L-type voltage-gated calcium channel complex. NCBI's taxonomy places the organism in Eukaryota, Metazoa, Chordata, Amphibia, Anura, Hylidae. The transcript has 4 exons.
AUGAAGGAGCUGAAGGCCCUGAAGAUCCGCGUCACCUUCUGCAUCAUCCUGGUCGGGGUGUCCCUCAUGUUGGCCGCCGUGAUGAGCGACCACUGGGCCGUCAUGACCCCCAUGGUGGACGACUACGACGAGCCCUGCGAGAUGGCGCACUUCGGCCUGUGGCGGCUGUGCACCAAGAAGAUCUUCGUGGAAGGGAUCGACGUGGUCAGCAAACCCUGCGGACCCCUCAGUUCACCGGGAGAUGUUAACUGCUCGUACUUCAAGCAUUUCACGUCUGGAGAAAACACUGAGAUUGUGCAGGUCACCACCCAGAAAGAGUACAGUAUCUCCGCAGCAGCCAUCGCCAUCAUCGGGGUGGGCUUCAUGGCCAUGGGCACCGUCUGCACCCUCCUCGCCUUCAACGACAAGCUGGACUACCUGCUGAAACCCGCCGGACUCUUCUACAUGUUCUCAGGGCUGUGUAUGAUCAUCUCGGCGGAGGUCAUCCGUCAGUCGGUGCACCGGAUGAUUGACAGUAAGGAGACGGUGUGGAUUGAGUAUUACUACUCCUGGUCGUUCGGCUGCGCCUGCGCGGCCUUCGUGCUGCUCUUCAUCUGCGGGAUCGCCCUGGUGCUCAUCUCUCUUCCCCGGAUGCCCAGGAACCCAUGGGAGACUUGUAUGGACGCGGAGCCGGAGAUGUGAGAAGCCCCGCCCCCUGGAUGAUAUAAGGGGAGGAGCUAUGGGUGUGAAGGAUGUUGUGAAACCCAGAGGACACACCUCCUCCUCACAUAUCUUCUCACUAUAGAUGAUUUUUUUUACUGUAUAUAAAGAUUGAACCUGAUGGACGCCUCCCCCCUCAGCCACAUGACGCCAGGGACAACUCCCAUCAUCCCUGCAGACCGCCUAUAGGGCUCUAUACAGACAAUGACUUCAGCCGGCGCAGAUGACAGAUCCCCAGGGACUAUCUUUUCUGAGGACCAUAAAUGCCCAGGAUUUUUAAAGUGACCCUGCCCAAAUCUCCGCAGACACUGACCCCAGGAGGGCGACACUGAGCCAAUAUAACAAGUGUCCUACAGUAGACUGCCCCCUCAAAUAUAGUGACAGACCCCUCCCAUCUACUAGAAAAUGCUACAGGCCCCUCCCACCUAAAGGAAAACACAACAAGCCCCUCCCUAUUAGAAAAUAAGACAGGUCCCUCCGAAGUGCCAGAAAAUACUACAUACCCCUCCAAACUUUAAGAAAAAUAAAAUACUACAAGCCCUCCCAACUAAAAAUUAAUAAAUACUACAGCCCCCUCCACCUACUAGAAAAUACUACAGUCUCCUCCCACCAACUUACAAACAAAAUACUACAGAACCCUCCCACCUACAAGAAAGCUUAACAGGCCCCUCCCACCUACUAGAAAGCAUAACAGGCCCCUCCCACCUACUAGAAAGCUUAACAGGCCCCUCCCACCUACUAGAA